This is a messenger RNA of Chenopodium quinoa (quinoa), 1602 nucleotides long. Its product is annotated as peroxidase 17-like. The transcript is spliced from 3 exons. Gene Ontology annotation, molecular function: peroxidase activity; heme binding. NCBI's taxonomy places the organism in Eukaryota, Viridiplantae, Streptophyta, Magnoliopsida, Caryophyllales, Amaranthaceae. The record is from RefSeq and is a predicted model, not a curated record. The coding region runs from base 399 to 1397 and encodes 332 amino acids. Gene Ontology annotation, biological process: hydrogen peroxide catabolic process; response to oxidative stress.
UACAGAAAUUUUAAAUAUUAUGUCAUAUUUUUUGGUAUCAUAUCAAACAAUUGAGAUUAUAUACUCAGUUUAAUUACUUUUUAAUUAAACUUAACGAUCAUAUUUUAUUAAGCUGACAUAAAAAGAAUGGUUACUUAAUUUUUUUCUAUUAUUUGUACUUAUUAGCUCAUGUAUAUAUGUUUUAUUAUAAUUAUAAUGGUGGUCCUUUUGCAUAGUUUAUUUAUAAACCCCUUGCUUUUUCCUUACUGUAAAAUAGAUGAUUGCUUAUAUUUUAAGGGAAAAAAAAAACUUCCAUAGAUUUCUCUCUCUAAAUCUGGAUUUCCAGAUUUCUCAAUACUAGAAGCAAGUGUUUUUGACUAUUCUCAUAUUCAUUCAACAGGUUUUGAGUUGUCCAAAAAAUGAUCAUCCCUAUUUUCUCUCUCCUUUUUCUCUUCUUAACCACCGGAGAGGCUCAACUUGUGCCUGGAUUCUACGCCAGCACUUGCCCGAAAGCCGAAUCUACGGUUCGAGAGGUCCUACAUAAGGCCAUGAUCAAUGAAACCCGAAGCGCGGCUUCAGUCAUGAGGUUGCAGUUUCAUGAUUGUUUUGUUAAUGGAUGCGAUGGGUCGUUGCUAUUAGAUGACACACCAACAAUGCUAGGGGAGAAAUUGGCCCUUUCAAAUAUAAACUCGCUGAGGUCAUUUGAAGUAAUUGAUGAAAUUAAAACAGCUGUGGAAAAUAUCUGUCCCGGAGUUGUUUCUUGUGCUGAUGUCGUUGUCAUGGCUGCUAGAGAUGCCGUUGCUUUGAGUGGAGGGCCAGAUUGGGAGGUGAGAUUAGGAAGAAAGGACAGUUUAACUGCAAGCCAAGAGGACUCAGACGCCAUUAUGCCAAGUCCAAGAGCCAAUGCCAGUGCCUUAAUAGACCUCUUUGCGAAGUUCAACCUCUCAACCGAGGACCUUGUGGCCCUCUCAGGGUCUCACUCCAUUGGCAAAGGUCGAUGCUUCUCAAUCACCUUCCGCCUUUACAAUCAAUCAGGGACCGGAAAACCUGAUCCUGCAAUCGAUCCUCGUUACAGGAUGGAGUUGGAUAAGUUGUGCCCUGUUGGUGGAGAUGAGAAUGUGACUGGUAACUUGGAUGCUACUCCUAUACUCUUUGAUAAUCAGUACUUUAAGGACUUAGUUGCAGGAAAAGGGUUCCUGAAUUCAGAUGAAACACUUUAUACAUUCGAGGAAACAAGGAAAUGGGUGGUGAAAUAUAGUGAAGAUCAGGGUGCAUUUUUUGAUGCCUUUGUGAAGGGUAUGUUAAAGAUGGGUGAUCUACAGUCAGGCCGGCCUGGCGAGGUUCGGACGAAUUGUAGGGUGGUCAAUGGUCCUAAGACUCCUAUGGAGUUGGUCAGUGAUCCUUGGCUGGCAUUUUGAUGUUGUAUAACUAUUGACACCAGAUAUACAGAGUAAACUGUCUAAUAGUAUAGUUUUAAGAGUAAGAAUUCUGAAAGAAUAGAUAUAGGUGUAAGGUGUUCCAUAAUAAAAUGACAUAUUGAGCAUGCUGUUAAUGUGAGCCAGCAAUUGAUCUAUUACAUUUUCUUAAAAGUGACUCAAUUCUAUAAGUAUGUUUUAUUCUAUA